Molecule: messenger RNA, 2645 nt
Organism: Danio rerio (zebrafish)
Lineage: Eukaryota; Metazoa; Chordata; Actinopteri; Cypriniformes; Danionidae
Gene: popdc2
Product: popeye domain cAMP effector 2
Cellular component (GO): sarcolemma; membrane
Source: RefSeq, marked provisional
AGUCCAGUGUGGGACGGGGAACAGAAGCACAGACACUGGAGGGCUGAUAUUGUCAAAUUUAAAAGGAAGAGUGGGUGUCGAAGGAAACUAAAUUAUGAAGCUUCUUUUAUUCCAGCUGAUUUUGGCCGUAGGAGCGACAUUGACUUUAAGCAGCUGAAGGGAACAAGCUUUUUAUAUUCGACAUUAGUUUGGCAUUUUGUUUACAAUCUUUUAAAAACUUGAAUUAUUUUUCCAGAAUUUAAUGACAGGCUUCUUAUAAUUCAGCGUUCCAUUGAAUUGGAGACAGCAGAGGCUCAAACAUGAAUAGCGGCGACUCUUCAUUGAUUGACGCUGUAAUUUACAAUCACACACUCUGCGAUGGAUGGACCAACAGCACUGAAGGUGCCAUAUACCAUCUGGGCAACACCAUUCUUUUUCUGGGCUAUAUGGGCGGUAGUGGGGCGUAUGGGGCUCUGUACAUCUUCAGUUUUCUGGCUCCAGCUUUCCUCUGUCUGGCUCUCUGGGGCUGGCUGACGAUGUGCGGCCUGGAUGUCUUCAUCUGGAACCUGCUGCUGAUGCUGCAGUGUUUGGCCCAGGUGUGUCAUCUGAUUUUUCGGCUGAUGCGGGACGGUUUAGCUAACGAGGAGUUUUCUGCACUUUACACAGCGGUCUAUCUGCCGCUGGAUGUACCUGUGCAGGUGUUUAAGGAGAUCACGGGGGCCGGAGAAAAUAAAGUGCUUUCUCUAGCGGCCGAAGAAACGUAUGCCGUAGAAGGGAAGACGCCUAUUGAUCAGCUGUCUUUCCUACUUUCUGGCAGGAUUAGAGUGUCUUUGGAGGGCCAGUUUCUCCAUUACAUCUUCCCUCACCAGUUUCUUGACUCUCCAGAAUGGGAGUCUUUAAGACCGGCAGAGGAGGGGAACUUUCAGGUGACACUAACCGCGGAGACGGACUGCCGCUACAUCUCUUGGCGCAGACGUCGGCUUUACCUUCUGCUGUCUAAAGAUCGUUACAUUGCCCGACUUUUCUCAGUCAUGCUCGGAAGUGACAUCGCUGACAAACUGUACUCACUCAAUGACAAGCUAUUUGCAAAGAGCGGUGUGCGCCUUGACAUUCGUCUGCCCAGUCUAUACCAUGUCCUUGCCCCUUCGCCACCAGGCAGUGAGGGUGGCAGCGCCAGUUCACCACCCAGGGGGAGCCUAGGAGACCCUACAGUCAUAAAAGUUGAUCCGGCACCAUCUAAUCCAGGCUCAGGCACAAGAAAUCCCCAGCCGGACCAGGGAAAGAAUCCUGUUCCCAAAAAUCCACACCAGCAUUGGUCCUCGGACACAGAGAUGCCCUCCGGUGAGGACUCAACCAGCUUGAUUCUGGAGGACUUUGCAGAUAUGACAGGCUCUCUAAUGGACUAUGGGCAUGAGAGGGAAUAUUUGAAGUAAAGAUAUGGGUGUUAAAGCUAACACACACUUGGACACUUCUUAAAUCACAAUAGGACGAUCCUCCAGGACGUUUUCCACCUCGAUACCAAAGAGGACGUGCCCCACUGGCCCCUAAUGACACCCCAAAGCUGUAGAGACGACGAGUCAAGAUGAAUCACUUCUCCCAUCAAAAACUGUUUGUUCUCAUACGACCACACUCACACAGAACAGUUUAAGGAUGUGCAAAUGUACUGCUUUCAGGACAAAACCUCCCAAACCACUGUUUUUUCCGAUAGAUACUGUGUUAUAUAUGAUUCCACAUUGCUGUGAUUGAUCAACAUGGCUGAUUUAUGUUUAUUUGCAAUAGUGUGUCCUUUGUAGGGAAGUCUGUUUGGAAUAACUGAGACAAAGUUUAAAUACUACAAAUUAAAAAAUUAACACUUCAGCAGUCGAAAGAUAUUAAAUUGAUAGAGAUUUAUUACAUAAGUGUGAGUUUAAUCAUAUUAGAAUGCUAGUAAAUGUUUCAGAAUCUUGUUAUUGAGACUGACCAUUUUGUGAAAAUGUAUUUUCACGGGGCCAACUGUUAAGUGCUGGGUUAAAAUGUGACUUGAUAUUCCUCUUAAGAUGCCACCAUAAAGCAGUAAUUAGCACCGUAUUAGGUAUGCAGUUACAAACACUAAUGAGGGUAAUAAAAUGUUGCUUGAAUGUUGUUGUACCACUUCAAAUGAUCAAACAUCAGUACUUUCAGUACACAUAUGAACACACAGAAUAGCUAUGGUAUGGUAAAUGUCUUUUAUAAUACACAAUAUUUCUCUUGUUGAUUGUUAUCUAACAAAACUGAACAGAAAAUUUGCAUUAAAGGGACAGUUCACCCAAAAAGGGAAUUUACUGCCCAUCAAGUUGUUCCAGACCUUUAUAAGUGUCUUUUCUUGAUUGAAUACACAAGAAGAGAUUUUGAAAAAUGUUAGAAACUGGUUGCUGUUGAAGUCACUACCAAUGAAAGUCAAUUUUAAUUUCAGGGUUUCAAAAUCUCUCUUGCUCUCAGUAAAAGUCAGAAUCUCAAACAGGCCUGAAAAAGUGAGUAAAUGGUAACAGAACUUUUAUUUUUGGGUGAACUCUCUCUUUAAAUAAAACUGAUUUUCUCAGGAAGAGCUCACAGAUAAAACAAAAGUAUCAGAAAUCAUAUUUGAUAUUAUAUUAGGGCUAAAUGUGUCAUUUUGUGAAAACACAAUAAAUAAAUCUAACACUGAAUCA